AUGAUAGUAAUUUUAGGUGUGGUUUUAUAUGACUAUUGGAAAUUAAUAUAAUAAUAAUCAAAUAAUACCAUUCAAUAGUAAUAAACUAAGUUUAUCAAUUUAAAAUAAUAGUCUAAUUUAUUUGAUAAACAAUCCUCAUAAUGUAAAAUUCAAGAAAAUCCUUUAAAAUCACCUGAAUUAGAAUGUCCUGAUUAACAAAAUAGUCCAAUGGUUCUGGAUUUGUAAUGUAAUGAAGAGGAAGAUGUACUUGCUCAUAUGUAUGAAAUUAUUGAUUUUAAUCCUUAGGGCAUGGAUUCACAAUUAAUCUAUUUUAGUUUAUAAUUAAAAUUUUGAAAUUACCUACUAAAACUUUUUUUUAGGAAAACUAAAUAAUUUUCAAAAUAAGGGAGGUAACAAUGAUUAUGAAUAAAUCUUUCUUGAAGCGAUUAUAGAAAUUGGAAGUCGAGAAGUAAACGAUUUAUUUGGAAACUCAGAAAUAGAUUUAGAUUAAGAUGGGUAUUCUAUAAUAUAAAUUAUUAGUUCCUUAAUUUUGGAUAGUACUGUACAUAGUAGAUACAAAAUUAAAGGAGGGGUUUAAAAAAUCCGAUAAAUGGUAGCUGUUUUAUUUAAUAAUUAUUAAAAGUAUUUCUUUAUAUUUAUUUUAGAUGGAAAUUCUUUACUUUUACUUUAUUCAAAAUAAAAAGCAAUGAAUUGAACUUUAAAAAUAUUAAUAUCAAAGUAUUGGUGACUGAAGUAAAAUCAAAACUUUAUAUCCUUUUUAUGUUUGAGACAGUUCAAAAGGUUUCAUCAAAAAGAGUACUAGAUGAGCCUCUUUAAUUUUAAAAUGUUUUCUAAACUUUUCUAUCUGAAUCCAACAAUUAUAUUAAUGCUAUGCAUCUAUUACUUCUUUUAUGUUCUCAUGAUCAUGAAAAAAAUGCAGGUGUAAUCUAAAAACAAUAUUUAAAACAAAUGAGAAUGAGCACAUAAAAAUUCAUGAUUUUUUUAGGAACCAUGAAGGAUUUAACUCUAUAACUCACAAAUCAACUCACUUUUAGAAACUCAACCUUUAAAGUUGUUGAUCUUCUAGAUGAACUCUAAUUGAUUUAUGAGGAUUGCUUAAAAAUAAAAGAAAUCUCUAUCAUUCGUAUUAUAGAUAAUGAUAUGAUAGUUUUUAAUGAUUGUGAUCGUGUAAAGUAUAAAUAAUAUUUAGACUAAACAAAUUCUGAAAUGUCUUAUUGAAAUUGCAAUUAAAUAUACUGUAGCAUCUAAAAUUAGAAUAGAUAUUCAUUAGGUAUCACCAAAUAAUUAUUAAUUUUAAAUCAAAGAUAUUCCUUUUAGAGAAGAAAACUCAAAAUCUUAAUAUCAAGUUGUUCUUAAAAAUAUUGCAUAGUUAAUGAAAACAAAUUGUAAAGAUUUUGAUAUGAGUAAUCUAUUAGAAUUGCAAGUUUCUGGGAUUUUAUCCUUUUUACUUUCAGGUUCUCUUCGAAAACCUUUAGAAUUAAAUUUGGAUAAACAAUUUUAAGGUACUUUUACCUUUACUGUUGAAUCACUUCCAUUAAAUAUUAAACAUGGUAAUCAUGGACAAUAAAUAAAGCCAAAGCGUGGAUUUGAAACUUCAUUAUCUAUGUUAUUGGCAUAAGCAUAAGAUAGUUCUCAUUAUAAGAAUGAAGAAUCAAAAUACCUAUCUUUUACUUAGAUUUCAAAAUAGUAUUCACUUAAACCAGAUAUUCCAUUUGAUUUAUAGAGUGCUCAUUUUUCAUAAAUAUCGAAAAUUAAAUAAGAGUCUCCGAAAAUAAAACCUGUAAGUUCAUACGCUUAAAGUAAUUCAGGUGGAACAAAUAAAAUAUAAGAUUCAUUGUUUCCUAAAAGUGUGAAUACUAAUAAUCCGUCUAAAAUAAUUAAAAGUGAUCCUGCAAUGAAUGAAUCUUCGAAACCUAUGAAUAGUGCUUUAGAUUUUGGAGAGAGUACAAGUCCUAAUAUUGAUCCUCCAGAAUUAAGUCCAAAGUUUUUACAAUCUGUAAUUAAGUUCAAAUUAACAAAUUAAUGUUGUUCAAAAGUCAUUAUUGCAGAUAAUGAUUAUUUGAAUGUAUCUGUACUUUAAAUUCUACUUAAUAAAUAUGAAGUUAAAUCUGAUAAAGCAUUUACAUAGUAAUAAACUCUUUAGCUGAUUAGAAAUAAGGCACUUAAUCCUUGCAGAUGCAAAAAUGGUGCUUAUUUAUUAUAUUUUAUUGAUGUCUCUUUACCAGUAUGUAUUAAAUACAUAUAUAGCAAUCAGCCGUAGCUUUGAUUUAAGAAAUCAAAUAAUUAUUUAAGUCUUUGCAAGUGGAUAAAGGCUUUAUCAUUGCAAUGGCAAGUUACAGUGAUAUGGAUUUAAAACUAAGUUGCUUUAAUUCUGGAAUCGAUUAUUUCAUUGCAAAACCUUUUGAUUUGUUUGAAUUAACUGCUAUUCUUUAAUAUAUAUAGUUUUGA
Paramecium sonneborni is the source of this 2448-nucleotide messenger RNA. The record is from the annotation of a GenBank genome assembly. NCBI's taxonomy places the organism in Eukaryota, Ciliophora, Oligohymenophorea, Peniculida, Parameciidae.